This is a messenger RNA of Nematostella vectensis (starlet sea anemone), 3403 nucleotides long. RefSeq names its product V-type proton ATPase subunit H. The transcript is spliced from 19 exons. Lineage: Eukaryota; Metazoa; Cnidaria; Anthozoa; Actiniaria; Edwardsiidae. The record is from RefSeq and is a predicted model, not a curated record. Gene Ontology annotation, cellular component: lysosomal membrane; vacuolar proton-transporting V-type ATPase, V1 domain. The coding region runs from base 30 to 1631 and encodes 533 amino acids. Gene Ontology annotation, molecular function: proton-transporting ATPase activity, rotational mechanism. Gene Ontology annotation, biological process: proton transmembrane transport.
AAAAAAACUGUAUUUUUUUGGCAAAGCAAAUGGCAAAUAGCGAUAAUUUCUGCAAGACACUGGUUCAGCCCCGUGUUAGGAGAGCGAAUCUUUUCGCUGGAGUUUCUCGUGAGAUGUUGUGCAGCCGAAUAUUCUGGGGCGAGUCAUCCUGGUUGUUGACGAAACGGGUCAAGACAGCGUUCGCACGGCUCUGUCAUCGCCUACGAAUACUUGGCAAAAUGUCGACCUACCAGCGCUUAGAUGUCCUGAUAGCAAAACAAGAUACAGAGAUGGGAGAGACAAGUGCAACUACAGGUUUUGUUAUUGCUGGCAGCAGACUGGUUGCUGAUGCUGUUGAAGUUCGUAAACAGACUGUAAAUUGGCAGUCCUAUGUCCAUGGUAAAAUGAUUAGUCAGGAAGAUUAUUCCAUGAUAGCUGAUUAUGAUUGCAUGGAUCCUGUUGAAAGAGCAAAAAUUAUCAGCGACAGAGGAGAUCAGCUUGCCAAAACAUGUUUAUCCUUGCUUGUCAAGCUGACAAGAGAUCAUACGAUUCGCUAUAUCCUAGUGCUUAUAGAUGAUAUGCUAAAUGAAGAAAGAAGUCGAGUUGCUGUGUUCCAUGAUUUUGGAAAAAAAAAUAAUGUAAACUUGUGGGGAUCAUUCCUUAAUCUAAUUAAUAGACAAGACCAGUUUAUUGUUCACCAGGCUGGUGUAAUUGUAGCCAAACUUGCCUGCUGGGGAAAUGUUAGACUGCCCGAAAGUGACUUAAACUUCUUCCUUAGUUGGCUGAAAAACCAACUUACCUCUCCAACUUGUGAAUACCUGCACAGUAUUGCACUCUCACUUCAACUAAUGCUGAGAGUGGAGUCUUACAAAGAGGCAUUUUUCAAGCUUGAAGGAAUCAACAGCAUUGUUGCCACAUUGCUGAGAAACAAGAUUGGCUUUCAACUGCAGUACCAGCUCAUCUUUACUCUCUGGCUGCUGUCGUUUGAUCCACGAAUAGCAGAAAGGAUGGUUGGCAACAAUGCAGUGAUACCAGUACUUGCAGACAUCUUGCGGGACUCAGACAAAGAAAAGGUCACACGCAUCAUUACUGCGACAUUAAGGAAUCUUCUUGACAAACCUGAGGAGAAAAAGCGGGAAUCAGCAGUUUCUAUGAUUCAAAGCAAACUGCUACCUGUUCUAUCAAUUCUUAAUGGGAAAACAUGGGCGGAUGAGGACAUAAAGGCAGACAUUGAAUAUGUGUAUGAAAAGCUGAAUGAGGUCGUUCAGGAUCUCAGUAAUUUUGAUGAGUAUGCAGCGGAGGUGAGAUCAGGACGUUUGGAGUGGAGUCCUGUCCACAAGUCUGAAAAAUUCUGGAGAGAAAAUGCUCAUCGUCUGAAUGAGAACAAGUAUGAGUUGUUAAAGGUGCUGAAUAAGCUUCUCGAGAGCUCAGAGGAUCCCCUGAUCCUGGCAGUGGCGGCCCAUGACACUGGAGAGUACGUCCGACAUUACCCACGUGGAAAAACUGUGCUCGAGAGUCUUGGUUGCAAGGGGAAAGUGAUGCAGAUGAUGACUCAUAAUGACCCCAGUGUCCGGAAAGAAGCCCUCCUCGCCGUGCAGAAACUUAUGGUGCAUAACUGGGAAUAUCUUGGCAAGGCCCUAAAGGCUUCUUAGCCAAUCAGGAUCAAGAUAUCUGUCUAGGUGUCCAAUCGGAAUCAUGAUAUUUGUUUAAAUAUCCAAUCAGAAGAUAUCUGUCAAGAUGUCGAAUCAGAAUCCAGUUUGCUGUUUUGAUGACCAAUCAGGAGUUAGCAAAAGAAAUGACAAUAUAUUAUAUUUCAAGGUCAUAUCAAUAUAAUUCUUUUAUAAGAGCGAUGGCCCUAUUCUUGAAUUUGAUUUUGUAAUGAAACAUUCAUUUUUGCUUCGUGCAAGUUAGUAGUUAUUAAUAUACUUGGUUUUGAGGUAUUCCUUAAUUCUCAGGAAUUCUCCAUCUUCAAAAUCUAUUCCUUACAUUCUUUCGUGCAGAGGAGAGCAAUACAUAUUUUGGGAUGAAUAUUAUAUCGAUAAAAUUGUCCUUGACAUGCGCAGUGAUAUCGUUAGCUAUAUUAGAAGCUAAUGGGGGAUAAACGGUAUAUUUUAAAAGUGGUUAUUUGUUCUUGUUUAGUAGCUAGAAUUAGGUAAAAGGUUGAAAAUAUACACCGUGUUCAAAAAACAGAAUUGCAAACGGCAAAUUUCGAUUGGAAAACGAAGUUCUACUCAACUUCAACGAAUGCUAGCCUACCUGUAGGCUUUGAAAGUUUUUUUUCCGGCACGAGAACCCCGAAAACACGGAGUUCGCAUAACCCGGCCGCCAUCUUGGAUAAUGCGCUCUGCAGGGGGAGGGGGAGGAAAAAUGCGCGUAGCGCACUAUCCAAGAUGGCGGCCGGGUUAUGCGAACUCCGUGUUUUCGGGGUUUUCGUGCCAGAAAAACUAUUAAAGCCUACAGGUAGGCAAAACAAAUGCAGAAGAUGUGGAUCAAUCAAAUGAUAAUCCAUCUAAGGGCCUUUAAUGUCUGACUGGCAUGGCUGGAGUUCAUUUAUAACCUUAAUGUUUGCGAAUAAUUAGUCAUACAGUGGAACCUGGAUUUUACGAUAUGCCUCGGGAGAAAGAAAAUGUAUCUUUUUUUGUAAAAUCGAGGUGUCGUUGCAAAGAGGUCCUCGAUUUUACGAUAUCAAGGAAAAUCCAUUGAAUUAUCGUUGUUGCGAGGUCGUAUUAAUUAUCAACCUUUACAAAAUAAUAAUAUUUGUAACUCUACUCUGUGUAGGACUGAACAGUUACUCUCUGUAAGAGUGUAAAUCUGCAUUUAACAAGAUCUGUCAAGUCAAAAAAUCGUUAACUGUACUGUACGUGUGUGGUGUAUGGAGUUUUUCUCUCUUUGUUGAUUCAGAAUCAGUAAUAUCGUUGUAUAUCGAGGUCAAAAUUUCGCUUGGGAGAACAGAUUUGUAUCGUAAAAUCGAGAAUAUUGUUGAGAAAAUGUUGUUGUAUCCAAUUUCGUAAGAUCGAGGUAAUUUCUUAUACAUUUCACUGUAUUUCCGCCGGGAGAAAGGGACGUCAUCAAAAAAUCGAGGCUAUCGUAAAAUCCAGUAUCGUAAAAUCCAGGUUCCACUGUAAUUAGUACAGAUUUUGGUCUUGGAGUGCCAUAUGCAAUUUGCAGGGAGAAUGGAGACUAGCUGUCAAAUCACGUUUCCUGACAGUGGGGCUGAGCGAUCAGGAGAUGGCCAUCUCAGCGAUAAUUGGCAUUUAGCUGACAUUUUUUAGUUAGGUGUAUAAUAGUGAACUACAAACAGAAAUAGCAACAUGUGUUUUCGUAAACGGUUUAAUCUGCGGUGAGAUUAAUCAAGUUGUGCGCAAUAAUGAGUUAAUAAUGUGGUUAGUACACUUUGAAAUACCAAUAAAUAUUCGAAGCCUUA